Molecule: messenger RNA, 1209 nt
Organism: Strongyloides ratti
Lineage: Eukaryota; Metazoa; Nematoda; Chromadorea; Rhabditida; Strongyloididae
Product: Endoplasmic reticulum-Golgi intermediate compartment protein 2
Exons: 5
Coding region: 1-1209 (402 amino acids)
Biological process (GO): endoplasmic reticulum to Golgi vesicle-mediated transport; retrograde vesicle-mediated transport, Golgi to endoplasmic reticulum
Cellular component (GO): endoplasmic reticulum; membrane; COPII-coated ER to Golgi transport vesicle
Source: RefSeq, a predicted model, not a curated record
AUGAGUUUACCGGAACAGGGAUUACGUCAAAGGCGUACUAUUUUAGAAGUUAUUCAAGAACUAGAUUCUUUUAAUAAAGUUCAAGAAAAAGUUAAAGAGGAAAAAAAUGCAGCUAAAGGAUUUGCUAGCUUUAUUGUAAUAACAAUUAUAAUUAUUAUAACUCUAGGUCAUACAUAUGAUCGGUUUUAUGGACAGAAGGAAUAUACAUAUUCAAUGAAUACUGCUGACUAUACUGAAAGUUUUCCUAAAUUGACAAUUGAUAUGCAACUUGCAACAUCAUGUGGGAAUUUUGAACUUAAAUUACCACAAUCAGAUGUUGUGUCACAAAUAUUUGAUAUAUUUGAUGAAAAAAAUGAUAAUGAACCAACACUUAAUAAAGAUCCAACACGUUUUGAAUUAUCAGAAAAAGAGUAUAAAUAUUGGAGGAUAUUACAAGAUGCACAUCGUAAAAAGUAUAAUAAAGGCAAUAUAGAAAAGCAACUUAAAGAGGCUGCUGAUAUUAAACAAGAGGAAGAGAAAAAGGAACUUUCAAAAGGACAUCAAGAUAAUGAUAAUGAUGUUGAUCCUUUUUUUGGUGGUAAUAAUAAAGUUAUUAUAUUUGGUAAUGGAAUAGGUAUGUUACAAAUUAUAUCAUCAAAUACAAAAAAUUCAAUGGAUGAGGGAACAGCUUGUAGAAUACAUGGAGAGUUAGAAAUUAAAAAAAUGCAAAGUGAGACAAUAAGUAUUAUAACUGGUGGUGGGAGUAAUGAAUUAGAGAAUAUGAUAGCACAUUUACAAGGGACAGUUAAAUCAGGAAACUCAUCACAUCGAAUUGAAAGUUUCUACUUUGGUGAUAAAAAUGUUGGUGUUGUUACACCAUUAGCUGGUGUUGAGGAGAUAUCUUUAAGUGGUAAAACAGUUUAUACAUAUAAUAUUAAAGUUAUACCAACUAGAAUAUACUAUGGUUCAAUUUUUUCAUCACCAUCUCUUGUAUAUCAGUAUGCUGUAACAUCUAUAAAAAGUGAACCAUCCUCAAUUGAGGAACAUGGACAUGGUGGAAUAGUAAUUGUUUAUGAAUUAACAGGGACUGUUAUUGAAAUAAAAGAAAGUACAAUGACAACAAUUCAAUUUUUUUUACGUUUAUGUUCUUUAAUCGGUGGUAUUUAUGCAACUGUAACAUUUCUUAGCAUAUAUAUAUCAAAAUUAUUUGAAAUGGCAGGGACUCAAUAG